Aspergillus steynii IBT 23096 is the source of this 1908-nucleotide messenger RNA. Its product is annotated as bifunctional SDR family oxidoreductase/polysaccharide deacetylase family protein. NCBI's taxonomy places the organism in Eukaryota, Fungi, Ascomycota, Eurotiomycetes, Eurotiales, Aspergillaceae. Gene Ontology annotation, biological process: carbohydrate metabolic process. The transcript has 5 exons. The record is from RefSeq and is a predicted model, not a curated record. The coding region runs from base 59 to 1846 and encodes 595 amino acids. Gene Ontology annotation, molecular function: hydrolase activity, acting on carbon-nitrogen (but not peptide) bonds.
CCUCUUCCACCUUUCGUCCAUCAAUUCUAUCUCCAUCUCAUCUGCAAUUUGUCUUAGAAUGGAAGCUUCGUCUUCUCCUGUCCCCUUGGGUUUGGAGGGCCUCCGUGUCCUGGUCACUGGUGCCGCGGGGGAAAUUGGACGGCAGGCAGUGCGGGAAUUUCUUGAUCAAGGAUGCAAAGUCACAGCACUUGACACCAAGCCUUUGGACUUCCACGCUCUCUCGAAAAAGGGCGAUCAACUCUGCAUUCUGAAAGGUGACUCCUCAGACGAAGAGUCCAUCGCAUCCAGCAUUGCCCAAGCUGCCAAACAAGGACCCAUCAACAUUCUCGUCACAAAUUCUGGUAGCACCGACGCAAGCAGAAACCAUCCCAUCUGGGAUCUGCCCGUUGAAGACUGGGACAACUCCCGUCGCCUAUUCCUCAGCAUAAAGCACUUCUUGCGAUCUGCGAAAACAGCUCAAGAAGCGCUGGGUAAGGAGCUAGAGAACCUAGCGAUCGUAGUGGUGGGCGAGACAGGUGAGCUCGGAAAUGGUCAGGCAGGGCUGCAGCAUGGACUAGUGCGCCGUGUCCAGGACGACAUUGUGAAGCUGAACAGUAAGGCGAGGAUCAAUUCCGUUGAGCCGGGGUUGGUUGAUACGCGGACACUUGAGGACGCCGCUUCUACGACGUCGAUGCGCAAUGAAACACCGAAGGACGUGGCCACGACAAUCGUUUUCCUAGCUUCCCACCGUGCUGCGGGCCAUAUAUCCGGUCAAUGUGUCAAAGCUGAUCGAAGUACGACGGGCCAAUUUAUCCGGAAAGAAAGCGAAAUCAUCGGGAAAGAAUACAACAAUCCUCAACCGCAACCAAGUGUUGAUACUGCCCCAACUAUCCCACGAUCUCUCACCAAGCCCAAGAACAAAAUCCGCGUCACUAUCUCAAUCGACCUCGACGCCGUCUCCGGCUGGCUCGGAACAGGCCAACACCCCGACAACAUCCUCGCCGACUACUCAACCGGCUUCUUCGCCGCACGAGUCGGCGUCCCACGUCUCCUCCGCAUGCUCCAGAAACUCAACCUCGCAGACCGCUGCACCUGGUUCAUCCCAGGCCACUCGGCAGAGAGCUUCCCGGACGAAGUCAAGCAAGUCGUCGAUUCGGGCUGCGAGAUCGGGCUCCACGGCUACGCGCACGAAGGCGCAUACCAGCUCACCCCGGAACAGGAGCGCGACGUGCUAGUCCGAUGCAUCGAGGUCGCGCAGGGCCUCACGGGCAAGAAACCUGUAGGGUACCGAGCGCCAUUGUACCAGCUUCGCGAGUCAACGCUGGACCUCCUCGAGGAGUUCGGGUUCGAAUACGCUCACAAACUCACACAUGAAUACAGACGCCUCCCUAGCAGACCACGACUCCCAACCCUUCUACGCCCCCUCCCGACCCCCCUCUCACCCCCAAACUUCUCCCUCCCCGCCUCCACCUGGAUGCACCCCAUCCCUGCCCCUGCCCCAUCCUCCCGAAAAGACCGCCGCCCCCUAAUCUGCGUCCCCUGCAACUGGUACAUGGAAGACAUGACGCCCCUCCAGUACCUACCCCACACCCAAAACUCCCACGGGUACACCGACGUACGCGUGAUCGAGAACAUGUGGAAGGAGCGGUUCCUGUGGCUGCGGGAGAACGAGGACGAGCCUGUGUUUCCGGUGCUGAUGCACCCGGACACGAGCGGGAUGGCGCAUGUGAUUGGCAUGGUGGAGCGGCUUUUGCGCUGGGUGGGGGAUUGGGGAGACGAAGUGGUGUUUUGUCAGACUGGGGAGGUGGCCCGGUGGUGGGGGGAUCGGGAGGAGAUGAGGAGGAUUGAGAGGGAGAUGAGGGGGUGAUUCUUUGUGUCUGUAUGUAGGAUGAAUGGAGAUGGGGAUUUUGCUGGGUCAACAAGGUGGGU